AUGCAACCCCUUAGACCAACUCGGGCAAAACAACAUGAUAAUAGUAAGAUGGAAAAACUGCCCCCCUGGGUCAACUUUAAUGAUCAAGAUGAUGAUUACAAAGAAACUAUUCCUGAUAACGAAUCUAACAAUUCAACUAACACAUUAGAUAAUGAGGAAAUAUCUAAUGACGAAACAAAUAAACAAAUAAAAAACAAAUCACCUCAAUAUGACAAUAAUUCAUUAACCAGCAAACCCUCAAGAACAUCCAGGGUUAACGCACUAAACAACAUCUUCACAAGAUUACCUUCACCAAAUUCUAGGGAGAUCCACGAUAAAUCUUCAUUGAAUAAUUGA
Molecule: messenger RNA, 336 nt
Organism: Dictyostelium purpureum
Lineage: Eukaryota; Evosea; Eumycetozoa; Dictyosteliales; Dictyosteliaceae
Exons: 2
Coding region: 1-336 (111 amino acids)
Source: RefSeq, a predicted model, not a curated record